UCGUCGCUAUCGAUUUCCAAAUCAUGUGUAACCUUAAAUGUUUUUUUUUGUACACAAACUAAAUAAAUGAGACUAAAAUUACAUUGCGUUAAAACAAUUAACAACACUAGUGUGGAUAUCCCCAUUAUUGCAUAGGUAUGGAUGGAAAUAGUGAUACACUACUCAUUAAAAUCGAGCCAAAACAAGAAAAAGAUCUUCAUUCCUUUCUUCAGGGACACAUUUCAGUAAGCAAUGAAUGUUUGGUGGCAAUAAAGGAGGAAACUACUAUUAGUACACCAUGCUCUAAAUCUCUUGUUAAUGAAGAAGCGUUAACUGUGGAAGAGGUACAGCAACACUCCGACUUUAAAUGUGCUAAUUGCGAUUAUGGGACAAAUAUUAAACGGUACUUCAAACAACAUCUUGUAAGACAUAAAGUUACUAAGGAUUUGAAAUGUGCUACUUGUGAUUAUGGGACAAAUGAUAAACGCACUUUAAUACAUCUUUUAAAACAUAAAGUUUCUAUGGAUUUUAAAUGUGCUACUUGUGAUUAUGGGACAAAUAAUAAAUACCUCUUCAAAACACAUCUUUUACAACAUAAAGUUUCAAAAGAUUUUAAAUGUGCUAAUUGCGAUUAUGGGACAAAUAUUAAACGGUACUACAACCAACAUCUAUUAAGACAUAAAAUUUCUAAGGAUUUUAAAUGUGCUACUUGUGAUUAUGAGACAAAUGAUAAAAGCAAUUUAAGACAACAUCUUUUAAAACAUAAAGUUUCUAAGGAUUAUAAAUGUGUUACUUGUAAUUAUGAGACAAAUAAUAAAUAUCUCUUCAAAGGACAUCUUUUAAAACAUAAAGUGUCGAAGGAUUUUAAAUGUGCUAAUUGCGAUUAUGGGACAAAUAUUAAACAGUACUUCAACCAACAUCUUUUAAGACAUAAAGUUUCUAUGGAUUUUAAAUGUGCCACUUGUGAUUAUGGGACAAAUAAUAAACAUCUCUUGAAAGUACAUCUAUUAAGACAUAAAAUUUCUAAAGAUUUUAAAUGUGCUACUUGUGAUUAUGGGACAAAUUAUAAAGGCAGAUUAAAACGACAUAUUAAAAUCCAUAAACUUUCUAAAGAAUUUAAAUGCCCUACUUGUGAUUUUGAGACAAAUGAUAAACGCAACUUAAGACACCAUAUUUUAAGACAUAAAGGUCAUAAAGUUUCUAAGGAUUUUAAAUGUGCUGAUUGUGAUUAUGCGACAAAUCUUAAAGAGAGGAUCAAACAACAUCUUUUAAUACACCAAGUUUCAAAGGAUUUCAAAUGUGCUAAUUGUGAUUUUAAGACAAAUGUUAAACGCUAUUUCAGCCGACAUCUUUUAAAACAUAAAGUUUCUAAGGAUUUGAAAUGUGCUACUUACUUAUGAUUAUGAAACAUAUAUAGAGGCCCUCAAACAUCUUUUAAUACAUAAACUUUCCAAGGAUUUUAAAUGAGCUUCUUGUGAUUAUGGGACAAAUGAUAAAAGUAACUUUAAACAACAUCUUUUAAAACAUAAGGUUUCCAAAGAUUUUAAAUGUGCUACUUGUUAUUGUAGGAUGGUACUUAAGACAGUAUCUUUUAUGACAUAAAGUUUGUAAGGUUUUUAAAUGUGCUACUUGUGAUUAUGGGACAAAUUAUAAACGCAGCUUAAAAAACAUCUUUUAAAACAUAAACUUUGUAUGAAUUUUAAAUGUGCUAAUUGUGUUUAUGGAACAAUUAAACGCUACUUCAAACGACAUAUUUUAAAACAUAAAAUUUCCAGAGAUUUUAAAUGUGCUACUGGUGACUUUGGGUCAAACGAUAAACGCAACUUGAGACAACAUCUUUUGAAACAUACAGUUUCUAAUGAUUUCAAAUGUGCUAAUUGUGAUUAUAGGACAAAUGUUAAAUGCUACUUCACCCGACAUCUUUUAAAACAUAAGGUUUCUAAUAAUUUUAAAUGUGCCGAUUGUAAUUAUGAGACAAAUGUUAAACGUUACCUCACACGACAUCUGCUAAGUCAUAAAGUUUGUAAGGAAUUUAAAUGUGCCACUUGUGUUUUUCGAACAAAAAGUAAAACCUAUCUUAAACAGCAUCUUUUAAAACAUAGAAGAAUCUAAAAUUUUAAAUGUGCUAAUUGUGAAUAUGACAUAAAUAAUAGAUUGAGCAAUAUCUUUUGGGAUAGGUACAAUAUUAGACGGAAUAAUCACAGGUGCUACCUUUUAUUCAAGUACCUUUUAAAUAGGGAUAGGUACAUUAUUUUUGUUACUGCACUAUUAUUACGGUCUUAAUUAUUAUCUGUUUAAAUAAAUCAAACAACUGAUUUUCGAUUA
This is a messenger RNA of Photinus pyralis (common eastern firefly), 2304 nucleotides long. RefSeq names its product gastrula zinc finger protein XlCGF46.1-like. The transcript has 2 exons. Bases 138 to 1379 code for a protein of 413 amino acids. The record is from RefSeq and is a predicted model, not a curated record. Lineage: Eukaryota; Metazoa; Arthropoda; Insecta; Coleoptera; Lampyridae. Gene Ontology annotation, biological process: regulation of transcription by RNA polymerase II. Gene Ontology annotation, cellular component: nucleus. Gene Ontology annotation, molecular function: RNA polymerase II transcription regulatory region sequence-specific DNA binding; DNA-binding transcription factor activity, RNA polymerase II-specific.